UUUAAAUACGUCACGCGUUGCUUCAAGUGGCACCACGCCACACUCACCAAACGGAAGCAACUCUUCCUCUAAUUCAAUGUUAAUUUAAAACCUUAAAUUAACCACAUUGUUAACAUCAAGAUGAAUUUAGCCGAAAACGUAGGCUAUUUGUUUUUGCAUACGUCAUUAUGACGCGCCAACACUCGUACCCCGCCCAGCCACAAACAGAGCGCGCGACAUUAUUCUGCAGCGAUUCCUUCCUUCUCAGUGUUCCACAGGUGGCAGCAAAACAACGGGGUCAUGGCUAUGGCAGCAGAGCCUGUUUCAGAUGCAGUCUGGGACGAACGCCAGGCUUACAAAGAGCUCCUGUACUGGGACAGCCUCAUCCAGCGUGGCCAUCGCCUGCUACCCCACGACUUUGACAGAUAUGAGGAGUUGAGAUAUUGGUAUGACUGCCUCUGCUAUGAGGAGGAACUCCGGCAGUACCACGAAUACAUCACAGCUAUACAAGAGAUCGAGGAGAACCGAUCCCAAGCUGAGGCUCCUCCAGCGCGCACGGCUCCCCGGCACGUCUUUGUGAGCGAUGACCGGCACGUGAUGGCGAAGCACGCGGCGGUGUACCCGUCCCCGGAGGAGCUGGAGGCGGUGCAGACGGUGAUCUCCCACGUGGAGUGUGCCCUCAAGGCGGUCUCAGACCUGCUGGACGCGGAGGCCGGAGUCGGCGCGGUGACGCCACCGCCGGUGGGAGGGGCCGAGGAGAGUGUGGCAUGUCCCACCCCGGAGCGGGUUCUGCGGGGGGUGAUGCGGGUGGGCCUGGUGGCCAAAGGCCUGCUGUUGAAGGGGGACAUGGACCUGGAACUGGUGCUGCUCUGCACCGACAAACCCACGGCGACCCUGCUGAAGAAGGUGGCCGACAGCCUCUCCACCCAGAUCGAGGUCGUCACCAAAGACAAGUACGAGGUCACGCCGUGCCCCGAGGAGGCGGACAUCGUGAUCAGAAGCAAGAAGGAGCCGGUCCUCACCCUCAUCAUUCACCUCACGUCUCCCAUGGUCCGGCAGGAGGUGGACGACGCGGCGGCUGACGCUACGACCCCCCCAGAUGGACCUCCCGGAGAAACGCAAACCGUCGACAGCGAUGCGCCGGCGGACGUUCUGGACAGGCAGAAAUGCCUGACUGCCUUGGCGUCUCUCCGCCACGCCAAGUGGUUCCAGGCUAAAGUCAACGAUCUCAGGUCAGCCGUCAUGGUGAUUCGUAUCAUGAGGGACCUGUGUAACCGCGUCCCCGCCUGGGCUCCGCUUAGAGGAUGGCCACUUGAGCUGCUGUGCGAGAAAGCCGUCCGGACAUGUGAUCGUCCGAUGGGAGCGGGGGAGUCUUUCCGCAGAGUUCUGGAGUGCCUGUCGUCUGGGAUUCUCAUGGAAGACGGCCCAGGCCUCAAAGACCCGUGUGAGAAAGAGAAGGCAGAUGCCGUCAGUCACCUGAGCGCUCAGCAACGUGAGGACAUCACACAGAGUGCCCAGCAUGCGCUGAGACUGUCUGCGUUCGGACAGCUCUACAAAGUCCUGGGGAUGGAUUCCCUGUCUGCCAGGGCGCCGAGGAGAACCAUUCGACCAGGCCUCAGAGAAUACGGUUCUCAGAUCCCAGCUAGCUCCACCUACCCACCCAAGAGGCCGCACGAUGCCACAGACAGUGAUGGAGCCGACAGCAAAAAGAGGAAGUUUCAGAAGUUCCAGAAGUAUCCAAAGUUUCCUAGGAAGUCGUCCACAGAAGAGAGGCCCGCAGACAGCCCUGUAGCCAUGAAUGCCCUGAUGCGUCUGAACCAACACAAGCCUGGGCUGCGGUACCGGUUGACGGGUCAGACGGGUCCGGUGCAUGUCCCGGUGUUCACCAUGUCCGUAGAGGUGGACGGGAAGGAGUACGAAGCCUCAGGCCCGUCCAAACGCAGCGCCAAGCUUCACCUAGCUGUUAAGGUCCUGCAGGAGUUGGGCCUGCCCACUGGGCCGGAUGUGAAAGCGGAUCCGGGAGAAGAGGGCGGGGCCAGUGUUUCAUCCGUUACCAGUGAUGCGUCCGUAGCAACUGACGAGAACGGUCCCAUCCUCACCAAGCACGGGAAGAACCCAGUGAUGGAGCUGAACGAGAAACGGCGCAGCCUGAAGUACGAGCUCUCUGCAGAGACCGGUGGCAGCCACGACAAGUGCUUCAUCAUGCAGGUGGAGGUGGACGGCCAGAAGUUCCAGGGCCGGGGAUCCAACAAGAAGGAGGCCAAAGCCUACGCAGCCCUGGCUGCUCUGGAGAAACUCUUCCCGGAGGGGGCAGGGCCCUACUACAACCCCCAAUCAGAACCCAAGAAGAAGAAGCCUGUCACGUACACGUCAAUGCACAUCCCGGGCUUUGGCACCAUUCGAGGCAUUCCAACGGACACGGCGCCCAACGGUCGUGGCCGGGGUCGAGGCAGGGGUCGGGGAAAGCCGUCUGUCGGCAGCAGCUACAACCAAACCAACUACAGCUAUGGAAGCAGUUCCGGCUCUGGUUACCAUAAUCUGUACAGUAUGAGUCCAGGGGAGGGCUCCGCCCACACAACCUCCACCGCCGACACGUCCGCUGACGCCAACUCCACAGGCUACGGCACCUUCUACCCAGAAUACUCGUCUCCGGCCACGACGGCCUCCGCCACCACAGCCCAGGGCGGCGCGUCUCCCCUGGACGCCUACCAGUCAGUGCCCCCCCCACUGGACCAGCAAAGCCCCUACAGCUAUGGCUACGGGGGCGACAAGAAGAGCGUUCUCACCGCGGCCCAGAGCCAGGCCGCUCCGACGCCAGGCCAGCAGACGCACGUGGACUACUCCAUGUACAGCACGGCCUACCCCAGCUCUGUCACCGGGGGUCAGAUGUACAGUUACGGUGAGUGGGCCUACGGCUACGGCAGCCAAUCGAGCUUCAGCAUGUACGGGAACGCCGCGCCCCAGAGCUAUGGGCCGGCCACUUCAGCUGCUUCCCCGGCACAGCAGGCCUACCCUAUGGGAUAUGGGAACAUGAACUAUCAGUACAAAUAGGAAGGUACCACACUCACACACACCCGCCUCCACAACCCAGGCAAAUCCUCCCCAGCUUUCCCCCAAAGAGGACAAGAUGGCCCCCGUCUUUCUCUGCUUUCAAAAUAUCGGUCAAAUAGUGAUUCAUACCCAACCCUCGGUCAGUGGGGUCUCUUCCACCGUCACCAUCAUCAACCAGACUAUUUCAUGAUCUUCUGUUAAAUGGACCCCGUUGGACUGACAACUGGUUUAACCCCUUAGGGGUGUGUGGGGGGGGGGCUUGCAAGGAUACAUGAUGCUAUUUUUUUUUUAUUUUCUUCACACUGGUUCAGAAUUUCUAUUGUUGAGCCAUCCUAGUUGAAGUCUGAAUGUAAAAAGGAGAAUUGGUUCCAAGUCUUCACUAUGUCUGUUUUAACUAUGAGUUUUCCUUGACAUUUUGUUUGGGCGUUUCUAUCAUAAUUUUGUGUUUUGACUGUAAUGGAUUGACAGUGUGUUAGAAAUAAAAAAAAAAAGAUAUAUAUAUAUAUAUAUAUAACAGCACAUUUGAUUUUCAUGUGAAAGAACGCAAUGUUAUUUUUGGUUCAGUGCAAGGUUUGGGUGAAAGGCUUGUAUUUCCUUGUAAGAAUAAAUUUCUAUUUGGAAAAAA
Molecule: messenger RNA, 3655 nt
Organism: Esox lucius (northern pike)
Lineage: Eukaryota; Metazoa; Chordata; Actinopteri; Esociformes; Esocidae
Gene: ilf3a
Product: interleukin enhancer binding factor 3a
Exons: 20
Coding region: 280-3030 (916 amino acids)
Cellular component (GO): precatalytic spliceosome
Molecular function (GO): double-stranded RNA binding; single-stranded RNA binding
Source: RefSeq, a predicted model, not a curated record